AUGGCUCCUCCUCACAAGAAUCACAAUUUCCGUCCGGAAAAUGUUUUGAAAAGAGCCGAAGACUUGAUUGGCGUUGGCCAAAGAGAAGCCGCUUUACAAACUUUGUACGAGUUGAUUACCUCCAAGAGAAUCAGAUACUUGCAAGUUGAAGACCUUGAGCCAAUUGCUUCCUUACUCAUCGAAUUAGCCGUGGACUUAAGACGUGGAAAGUUGGCUAAGGAUGCUUUACACCAAUAUAAGAAGAACAUCCAGAUGUCCGAGAACGGAUUAGAAUCUGUUCAAGUCAUUGUUAGAAAGUUCAUUUUAUUGGCAGAAAAGAAGUUGGAUGAGGCCCAAGCUAAGGCCGACAUCAAGAUCGACCAGGAAGAAGACGACGACUUGGAAGCUGCUGAAACCCCAGAAAGCAUCUUGUUGUCAGCCGUGUCUAACACUGAUUCUGCUGACCGUACUGAAAGAGAAUUAGUCACUCCAUGGUUGAGAUUCUUGUGGGAAGCUUUCCGUGCUGUUUUAGAUAUCUUAAGAAACAACUCCAAGUUGGAAGUCACCUACUCUGCUAUUGUUGGCCAAGCUUUCAAGUUCUGUUUGAACUUCAAAAGAAAGGCUGAGUUCAGAAGAUUAUGUGAAUUAUUGAGAGCCCACAUGCAAUCCGUCACUACCCAAACCAAGACUGCUGGAAGUAACGCCAUUGAUUUAUCUGAAAAUGAAACUGUCCAGCGUUACUUGGAACAAAGAUUCUCCCAAUUAAACAUUGCCGUCAAGUUGGAGUUGUGGCAAGAAUCAUUCCGUUCUGUUGAUGAUGUUCACACUUUGAUCACUGCAUCCAAGAAGGCUCCAAAGCCUACCAUGAUGGCCAACUACUACGAAAACUUGGCCAGAAUUUUCGCUGUCUCUGACAACACCUUGUUCCAUGCCGCUGCCUGGAAUAAGUUCUUCAACUUGUAUUCUCAAUCUCCAAAUGCCACCGAUGCCGAAUUGAAUCAUUACGCCUCCACCCUCGUUUUGUCCACUUUGGCCAUUCAGCAAAAGGCUUUGAACAAUAAUGAAACAGUUGUUGACGAACACAAGACCAAAAACUCCAAGUUAUCUUCCUUGUUGAACUUGAACGCUGUCCCAACCAAGGACGGUUUGAUCAAGUCCAUUAUCAACAAGUCUAUUCUUGCUUACGUUGACCCAGCUGUCAAGGAGUUGUUCAACAUCUUGGAAGAAGGCGAAUUCCAUCCAUUGACCAUCAAGAAUAAGGUUGCCCAAGUUUUCGACAAGAUUCAAGAGGACAAGGACUACAAGCAGUACAUUCCAACUUUAACUGAAGUCAUUUUGAUCAGAUUGUACCAGCAAGUCUCUCAAGUCUACGAGACUGUCAAGUUGGACUUCUUGGUCUCCUUGGGUGUUUUUGAAAACCCAGCCUACAGCUUGUCUCCAUUGGAAGUUGAAGACUUGAUUGUCAACGCUGUUAAGGAUGGCCAUUUGUCCUUGACCAUUGACCAUGAAUCUGACGUCGUCACUUUCAAGUCUAACCCAUUCGAAGAAUCUCUUGACGAUACUUUGAGCGACAAGUUGCAGAUUUCUCCUGCUGAAUUGGUCAGAACUCAAAUCUCCAAAUUGGCCUACACUUUAUCUGAAUCCGUCAGAAUUAUUGAUGUCAACUACGAAGCUCGUGCUGAACAAGCUCGUAGCCUUGCUUUGCAACAAGCUAUUGCUGAAAUCGUUAGAGAACAACAAGAACUUGUUGACAGAGCCCAAAUUAUCAAGGAACGUCAAGCCAUUGCUGAAAAGAAGAGACGUGCCGAAGAAGAAGAGGCCGCCAGAAUCAGACAAGAAAAAAUCAUUGCCGACCAAUUGGCUGAACAAGAAAGAUUAGCUGCCGAACAAGAGAGAAAGAACGCCGAGAGAUUGGAGAAGGAAAGAAACAUGAUCAAGGAACGUGAAAAGAGAAAGCUUGCUGAAGAAAUCAAUGCCAAGGGUAUCAUUAAGGUCGAUUUGGACAACUUGGCUGAAUUGGACACCCAAAAGUUGCAACUUAUGCAAAUCGAACAGUUGAACAAGGACAAAAAGGAGUUGGACGACAAGUUGAAGCAUGUUUCUAGAAAGAAUGAUUUCCUCGAAAGAGCUUUCAGAAGAUUCGAAUUGCAAUUGCUCGAAAAGGAUGCUGAAGUCCACAAGACCAAGGAAGUUGAGGACUUCAAAUCCAUCAAUUCCAACAAGGUUGCCAAGGCCAAGGCUGAACACGAGAAGGCACUUGCAUUGAAGGAACGUUUAGAGCGUAUUCUCCCAGACUACUCUCCAUUCAAGGCCAAGAUCGACAAGAAAAACGAAGCUAAGGUUGCCGAGUUGAAGGCUCAAGCUGAAGCCAAGUUCGAAAGGGCCAAGCAAGAACGUAUCGAGAGAGUCAAGCAACAACGUAUCCAAGAAUUGAUCUCCAGACGUGAAAGAGAGAAGAGAGCUGCCCAAGAGGAAGCCGAGAGACAAUCUAAGGAAGCUGCCUUGAAGAAGUGGACCGAUGAAAUGAAGGAACAGAAGGAAAAGGAUGCUGAAAGCUUUAGAAGAAGACAAGAAGUUGAAGCUCAAGCCGCUGCUGCCCAAGCUGAGGCCAAGGCCGCUGCCCAAGCUCCAGCUAAGCCAAUGACUUUCGCUGAAAGAAUGAGAUUGAAGAGAGAAGGUAAGCUUGCAUAA
This is a messenger RNA of Suhomyces tanzawaensis NRRL Y-17324, 2670 nucleotides long. RefSeq names its product translation initiation factor eIF3 subunit a (gene RPG1A). Gene Ontology annotation, molecular function: translation initiation factor activity; mRNA binding. The record is from RefSeq and is a predicted model, not a curated record. Bases 1 to 2670 code for a protein of 889 amino acids. Gene Ontology annotation, cellular component: eukaryotic translation initiation factor 3 complex, eIF3m; multi-eIF complex; eukaryotic translation initiation factor 3 complex, eIF3e. NCBI's taxonomy places the organism in Eukaryota, Fungi, Ascomycota, Pichiomycetes, Serinales, Debaryomycetaceae. The transcript has a single exon. Gene Ontology annotation, biological process: formation of cytoplasmic translation initiation complex; translation reinitiation.